GGAGGGGUGGGGGUGAUUGACGGGCGGGAAGGAAGGAGGCGGUGCCGGCGCCUGGCGAUGGCGGUCGCUGAAGGGAUUUCGUCAGGUGAAACCUGAGCCGAGAAACAGGGCUGAGAGAGAGAGAGAGAGAGAAGGAAGGAAGGAAGGAAGGAGGGAAAGAGAAAAAAGAGAGAGAGAGAGAGGGAGAGAGUGGCGCAGGAGCAGAGGCUCGGACUCUUUGUUGACGAAGUUUAUCAUCAUCAUCACAACCACCAUCAUCAUCAUCAUCGGUUAAUUCAUUAACUAUUAAUAAUUAUCCUUUCGCAUCAGUCGAAACAAAACCGCCUCUCUUCCUUCUUCACUUGGGAUUUUCCACCAUCAUCACCGUCACCGUCACCAUCAUCAUCAUGUCCACCCCGGCCCGGAGGCGGCUGAUGAGAGACUUCAAAAGACUGCAAGAGGACCCCCCAGCAGGUGUGAGUGGUGCCCCUUCUGAUAACAACAUCAUGUCCUGGAAUGCAGUUAUAUUCGGUCCCGAAGGAACACCAUUUGAAGAUGGUACCUUCAAGCUGGUUAUAGAAUUCACAGAAGAAUAUCCUAAUAAACCUCCAACUGUUAGAUUUGUGUCAAAAAUGUUCCAUCCGAAUGUCUACGCUGAUGGCAGUAUAUGUUUAGAUAUCCUGCAGAAUCGCUGGAGUCCAACAUAUGAUGUUUCAUCCAUUUUAACAUCUAUUCAGUCCCUGCUCGAUGAGCCAAACCCAAACAGUCCAGCAAAUAGCCAGGCUGCACAGCUAUACCAAGAAAACAAGCGAGAAUAUGAGAAGAGGGUGUCUGCUAUCGUGGAGCAGAGCUGGAGUGACUCCUAACCUACAACAACAACAAGAAUCCUCUGCCGACUGUUUGUUGCAUUGUUACCUGAGAAUGCAAAAAAAUGAAGCGCCACAGACUGGCACAAGUCUGUAUCCAUUCUUUGCUGAUUUUAAGGAAAUUUAACCCUUUAACGUUUGUGCUGUAGGGUUCUUUUGUUGCAUGACGUGAAUUUGUAAGCAGUAUUUGGUAGAUAAACUCGUACAGUCUAUCGUGCUCUCUUUCCUUGUUUAGGCCUCAACACUGACCCGUCUUUGUGCACUUGGCCCAUUACUCGAUCGAUAACGGUCAAAGCAUCUCACUGGCAAGAGUGAGCUUGAAGUAUUGAAAGUCUGGUUUGCAUCGAGACAAAUCCUGACUUUGGGAAGUUAAAUUAAAAAAAAAGAUAUGCUUCAUAUCAUUUUUAUAAUGGUGUUCAGAUCUCGAAAAUAGCACCGGUGUAAGUGGCCAAAGCAAGUUUGAAGAUUGGAACUUUUACAACAUAGGCUCGCCCAAGAACAGGAAACCAAUCUGUUGUGGCAUUGGUUUAACAGAGUUGCUCAUUCGCAGUCAUGCAGUCCUCAGUAUAGAUUGGCAGUGGGCUGGGCUUUUCUUUCCUACACGUUUACUGGAAACCCUGGAUUGGUACCAAUGCCAGGGUGUGCUCUGCUCACAUUCUGUCCUGUAUUUUCCACUCAAAAAUGUUUUGCAUUCGAUUAACACUCAAGGGACUAUGUGCCAUCUGCCAAAUCUGGUUGGUACAAUGUGACUGGAGGCAGCUGUGGUUACAGCCAGCACUUUGUCAUGCAGAUGAGUAUUUGAGCAAUUGAAUCAAAAAGGCUUGAAUGUGUAAACCAGAUACAAAUCUGGCAAAGAGCAGGUGCUUGGAUUAUUCAGGUGCACACAGCACAGCUUCAGUAAUUAGUGGCUCAGCACUCUUCGCAUAUCUUUCAGAGAAAUAACCCCUCCUUAUGUUUGCUAUGUAUCAUUCGCGGCAGGGGUUCUAUGUAAAGCCAAGCACAACUACACUUUAGGAAUGCUGCAAACAUUUUAUUCAAUAUACUUUAUUCUUUAUUUCCCCAAUGCAUUCAUUGUUUUGCUUUGUACUUUUGUCGCCCAACAGUCGUGCUUAAACUUGUACAAGUUGAUCCUGGCAAAAACAUUUCUUCCCCCCACCCCCCCCUAUCAUUUUCAGUACUUCCCUCACCUCUCCUCAAGAUACUACUUUGUCCCAAGUGUCUAUUCUUUGUCAGUCGAGACAGGCAAAACAAAGUGAUGGAAGAGGUUUCACUAUGGGUGGAUCACAGUAUUCUAAAUCUAUCUUUUCCUGGCACCCACUCAAAUGGGCUUUAUAUUUAAAGAGUUUUAAUUUUUCUCGGUAUGGUAUUUCAAUGACUAAUGGCCUUCAUAUUGAGAAAUUAAGCUUUUUUUUAAGGAGGAACAACUAACAAUUUCAGCAAAUAUCAUCUUACCUCCCAGUAAGUUUAAUUGGAGAACCACUUAAAUCUCUUUACUAUGUUAAAGAAAUGCCCCUUUCUGUGCUUAGGAACAGAAUAUUGGAAAUGUUGUGCAUAUUUAAGUGCACAAUAGAGCCCAGUGCAAUCUUUUAAAAUUAUUUUUGCUUCAACUUUGCAAAACUUUGUACUGUAGCAAACAAAAUUCAUAUUUUAAUGAUUUUCAAAAUUGAAUCGUUCAACAUAACUUAAACUCUCAUCUCAGAUGAAUGAUGGGACAAAGUGGUUUGCCUUGUGAUCCUCUAUGAGUGUCCUCAGUGUUGCACUGUGAUCAAUUGACCACACUGGCUCUGUUGUCACUCCACUUGGUGACUGUGAGGUGAACUACCUACAGCCUUUCCUCCUCCCAGCGACACCAGGUGUCUCUUGACCCCAAAUUUAUAAUUACGAUGAGCGAAAAGGGAAUUCUGCAUCAUCCAUACUCAAGUCCUGAGCUCCCUCAGCAGCCGGAACACUUAAAAUAUGCACUUUUAUUAGUGAUGCACAGCAAAAAUAGCUACUGCUUUUUCUAUUUUGCAAAGUGUGCACUGUGUCGGGGAAACGACAGAGGUUUUGUGCUGGGACUUGCUAAGGCCUAGCAUUGCUACAAAUGACUGUAUUGAUAGGAUACUUAUACAUCAGCUCCAUUAAGUAUUUGGCAACUGCCUCUCUGGGUCACCAUUGAAAUGAUUGCAGACUAAGCCAAUAACUUAUUUAUCACAAGAAGCAAUCCGUAUUGGAACUUUGGAGAUCAGUUUACUGAUGUGUGUGAACAUUUUUUUAAAACAUGCUUUUAGUGUAAUUAACUUCAUGUGACCAUUAUACUCCUAUCAGAAUAUUAUGUUUAUCAAAGGGUUAUGUUUUGUGCUGUGUUCAGUGCACGUUAUUUCUGUUAAUGUUUGUAUGAAGAUUUUUUGGGGUUGUUUUGGAAAGGUGUAUUUUCAAAAUGAGACUCUUUAAGGUGCACCAAGCAAUCAUUUUUGUAUUCUGUGUGCAGUGCAGUGAAGAAAUCUUACCUGUUCAAGUAAUUCAAAGUGUUAUCUGUUCAUUAUCUGUUCUGCUCAAGAAAAUCUGUUCACUUAAAGCUGUAACAAUACAAAAUGUUUAUCUAGCAGAGAAAUAAUGACUGACUGUGAGUACUGACUUCUAACUGGGAGAACUUUUGACUUUUUUUUUCUUGCUUUUAUUUCCCACUAUUAGAUAAGUAUCAAAAACAAUUGAUCAAUUGACUGGUGUGUGUUUCAUUUUUAUAACGUAACACUUGUAUAGUCUUCUGAGCAGCUGCAGUUUUGUGCUGCUCCUAUGUUGUACAAUAUGUAUUAAUGCAAAACUUUUCAAUUUUUUUAAAAUAAAAGCCUUACUUUGGGAA
Messenger RNA from Callorhinchus milii (elephant shark), 3687 nucleotides. RefSeq names its product ubiquitin-conjugating enzyme E2 B. The transcript has 6 exons. The coding region runs from base 387 to 845 and encodes 152 amino acids. Gene Ontology annotation, cellular component: HULC complex. Gene Ontology annotation, molecular function: ubiquitin conjugating enzyme activity. The record is from RefSeq and is a predicted model, not a curated record. Lineage: Eukaryota; Metazoa; Chordata; Chondrichthyes; Chimaeriformes; Callorhinchidae. Gene Ontology annotation, biological process: protein polyubiquitination; DNA repair; proteasome-mediated ubiquitin-dependent protein catabolic process.